This is a messenger RNA of Danio rerio (zebrafish), 1469 nucleotides long. RefSeq names its product ORMDL sphingolipid biosynthesis regulator 3 (gene ormdl3). Lineage: Eukaryota; Metazoa; Chordata; Actinopteri; Cypriniformes; Danionidae. Gene Ontology annotation, cellular component: endoplasmic reticulum membrane; membrane. Gene Ontology annotation, biological process: ceramide metabolic process. The record is from RefSeq and is marked provisional.
AAAAAUGAUGACGUGAAACGAUGAAGUCUUGCUGUGUUGUCACCAUCUGUUUGCACGGGAACAAAGUGCUUGAAAGCAAACAUCAUGAAAUAAACAGACGUGUCAAGUGUCGUGGGCGCAAAACCGCAAGGCUACACUGCAUAAAGGCUCCAGAGCGGACGAUAUCCUGAUAACGUUUACGAAAUUACAACGGGGGCGAGAACUAAGGUUGUAAUUUCCUUCCUAAGGAGUUAUUGUCAACUUUCUGUCUGAUUAGUGAAGACUCUUGCGCAAUUUUGAACAUAAGUGCGCAAUAGUAGUGAGUAAGGAUGAACGUGGGCACGGCGCAUAGCGAAGUAAACCCGAACACACGCGUGAUGAACAGCAGGGGGAUUUGGCUCUCCUAUGUGCUGGGCAUCGGUCUGCUACACAUCAUAUUGCUCAGCAUACCCUUCGUCAGUGUGCCUGUGGUCUGGACACUCACCAACCUCAUUCACAACAUGUGCAUGUAUAUCUUCCUCCACACGGUGAAAGGGACGCCGUUUGAGACUCCGGACCAAGGCAAGGCCCGGCUUCUGACACACUGGGAACAGAUGGACUAUGGUGUCCAGUUCACCGCCUCCCGAAAGUUUCUCACCAUCACCCCUAUUAUACUGUAUUUCCUGACCAGUUUCUAUACAAAGUAUGACAGGGUCCACUUCGUCAUCAACACCAUUUCCCUGCUCACUGUGCUUAUCCCCAAACUUCCUCAGUUUCACGGGGUCCGUCUUUUCGGGAUUAAUAAGUAUUGAUGAGGCUUUGGUCUUCAACACGAGAAGAUGUGUUGACACGCAGGGCACAUCCUGACUUACUCUGUGGGAAUGAAAAAGGAGCUUUGUGAGAUGGUCUGCUGCUUUGCGGUUCGAAUCGGCUGAAUAAUCUGCAAUGAUCAGUGUUUUUUUUUUUGUAUAACAUUCAGUAGAAAGAAGCACUUUUUGUUAAACCACCAGCGGAAUGCAGGAGAUUAUAAGACUGCGUUGAACCAGUGUUGCAUGAUUUGGACCUGAGUGUUUGCUUUCAGUCACUUUGGCAGAAAUGCUGCAUUGGUGCAAUGAUUCAGAUGGGUCAGAAUCAUCCAGGCUGGUUCAUCAUGUCGUCUUAACUGUUUUGGGUGCCUGAGUCAGCACGUCCCUGGAGUACGUUCGGCACUGGGGGGUUAGAAAAGAGAAGAAAGCUACUGUGUUUCUGAAGAAAGUGUACAAUGCUGUUUUUAGCCCAGGUGCAAAAGACUGGCUUCAGUCCCAUAGUUGGACAAUGUCACCCUGUGCUUUUGCAAACUUUUGCAGGGGCCUUGUUUUAAAACUUUUAAACAGAGCUAGUUGAAAUUUAUAUAUAGUAAUAUAUUUUAAAGAGAUGUAUGCAAAUGCCAGUUGCAGUGUUCUAAGGCCAGAUUUAUUAAAUGGAGGAAUUAACACGAGAGCACCGACCCAUAAAAGUGCAGAUGGGAAAUA